Messenger RNA from Diorhabda carinulata, 1707 nucleotides. RefSeq names its product tetratricopeptide repeat protein 21B-like. Gene Ontology annotation, biological process: protein localization to cilium; intraciliary retrograde transport. Gene Ontology annotation, cellular component: intraciliary transport particle A. The record is from RefSeq and is a predicted model, not a curated record. Gene Ontology annotation, molecular function: protein binding. The transcript has a single exon. Lineage: Eukaryota; Metazoa; Arthropoda; Insecta; Coleoptera; Chrysomelidae. The annotation marks the transcript as partial.
AAACUAGAUUUUUUAGAAUAUUAUGAAGAUUUAUUAGAAACGAAACCUAACCUCGAAUCAUAUAUAUUGUUAGGAGAAGCUUAUAUGGAAGUUUUAGAACCCGAUAGAGCUUUAGAAAUAUAUGAAAAAGCUUUGAUACGAUAUCCAAAUCAAUGGAUAAUAUUAUCUAUACUAGGAGAAACUCUAAUUAGAACCCAUUACUUCGAAAGAGCUAUUUUAUUUUACCAACAACAUAUAAAAGUAAAAACAAAUUUUAAACUCAAAUUAGUUGAGCUGUAUUUGAGUUUAAAACAUUAUCAAAAAGCCGAAUUAUUACUGCUUGAAUUACAAGAAGAAGAAGAUUAUUUAAACGAUUUUGAAUAUAGAUUAAAAAUUUUAAUGUUUUUAGCACAAACGCAGGAAGCUACUGAAAAUAUUUCUCACGCUAUAAAAAACCUUGAAAAAGCUACUGGAAUAUGUGAAAAAUUAAUUAACGAAGAUGAAACUUUAAUAAACACAAUAAUUAAAUUAGGAGAAUUGACGUUUAGUUCAAAUGAAAAAGAACAAACUGUAAAUUUAUAUAAAAAAUGGUUGAAUCAUUAUCCUGCUAAUAUCAAAAUAUUACUAGCACUAGCAAAAGUUUAUUUAUUAACAAAUAAUUUCAUACAAUGUGAAGAAACGUCUCUACAAGUUUUACAAAUAGAUCCCUACAAUGAAUCAGCAGCUAUCAUUUUAAUUGACAUAUCAAUAAGAGAAAUUAACUUUGAUACAGCUAUUUCCCAAUGUAAACAAUUUCUUGUGAAACAACCUUGUAAUUUGGAAGUUUUAAUACGACUCGUUAACUUAUUUAAAAUAACAGGAAAUUUAGAAAAUUCUUUUGAAUAUUUGAAAAAACCCACUGGAAAUCGAAGAUUUAUACUUUACGUUGAAGGUUUAUAUCUUUGGUAUACCGGAGAUUUAAAAUCCGCAGUUAAAAAUUUUAAUACAGUUAAAGAAGAUACUGUUUUUGGAUUAAACGCGUUAUAUAAUUUGAUAGAUAUUUAUCUAAGUAUUGAAAAUUUUUUAACCGACGAUAAUUUAUUAGAAAAGAAUGUUGUAGAUAUUUAUUUAACACAAUUGAGGAUCAAAUUAGGUUAUAAUUACGAAAAAUCCUCAAAAUACAAUAUAUACAAAAACAAACUACUUAUAUUCACUAGAGAAAAAAAUAAUAUCGAACAAGCUUUAAAAGAUCUUAAAUCAAACGAUGUUUGUACUAUAUUAACAAUUUCGAUGGGGUUAAUUCAACUGAAUCAACAAAAAUUAGCUUUGAAUCAACUAAAAUUAAUUUGUGAAAUUGAUUGGACACCGGAAAACUCUAAUUAUUUAGAAAAUUCUUGGUUACUUCUCGCCGAUAUUUAUAUCAAAUCGAAUAAAUUCGAAAACGGUUUGAAAUUUUUACAAAAAAUCUUACGUUAUAAUAAAUCCUCAUGCAAAACUCAUGAAUAUUUAGGUUUAGUUUUUGAAAAGUUACAAAAUAUCGAAAACGCGGUUAUUCAUUAUACAUUAGCGUGGAAAUUAGGGCGGAAAAUUAACGUUCCCGUAGGAAUUAGAUUAGCUAUUAACUUGAUGAAAUAUAAAAAAUACCCCACAGCUGUUAUUGUAGCCAAGGAAAUACUAGAAAUAAAUCCAGAUGAUAAUAUGGUUAAAGAAGAAAUACUAGAAAAAUGUUUAUCCAGUUUGCGUUGCUAG